Messenger RNA from Oryzias latipes (Japanese medaka), 2249 nucleotides. RefSeq names its product terminal nucleotidyltransferase 5ba (gene tent5ba). Gene Ontology annotation, biological process: mRNA stabilization. NCBI's taxonomy places the organism in Eukaryota, Metazoa, Chordata, Actinopteri, Beloniformes, Adrianichthyidae. Gene Ontology annotation, molecular function: poly(A) RNA polymerase activity; RNA binding. The record is from RefSeq and is a predicted model, not a curated record.
UGGUUAAUGGUUUCUGGGUGUUCUUCGCAAAAGGUUUCAGGCAUGUAAAAUCCAAACAUGCAGCAAAAAGCAUCAAGGGCGUCAGGAGAAAGUGUUCCCUGGGGGCGGGGCGUCCGCGGUCAAUGACCAAACACAGUAGCCAAUCAGAGCGCUCAUGCUAAUGAGGAGCCUUUAAACCCUCCGGAACUUCCUGAUGAAUCGGCGCUUCGCAGACUGACCGGAAUUCAGCGGCUCUCCCGGGAGGAAACUGCAGCUCCAGAGCCGAAGAGACCACCGCGGACGCGGUCAGGAAUAUCUCCUAAAAGCAGGACAUCCACAGCUGAGGAGACAGACAGAAGACGGUUUUUCUUUUUCCUUUUUUAACAACUUCAUUUUCCCCCCCCUGACUCUUGGAAGAAGUUUCCAUCGCCAUGUCCGCUGUUUCGGAUCAGAGCCGGCGGUUCUGCGUGUUGUCCUGGGAUCAGGUGCGGCGCUUGGACUCGAUUCUGGCGGAGAGCGUCCCCAUCCACGGCCGGGGGAACUUCCCCACUCUGUCCGUGCAGCCGCGGCAGAUCGUACAGGUGGUGCGGGCAAGGCUGCAGGAGCGAGGCAUCUGUGUGAAGGACGUGAGGCUGAACGGCUCGGCUGCCAGCCACGUGCUUCACCAGGGGAACGGCUUGGGCUACAAGGACCUGGACCUGAUCUUUGGGGUGUCGCUAAAAGACGACCAGGCCUUCCGUCUGGUGAAGGAUGUGGUUCUGGACUGCCUGCUGGACUUUCUGCCCCCUGGGGUCUCUAAGGAGCGCAUCACGGCGCUGACGCUCAAAGAGGCAUAUGUGCAGAAACUGGUAAAGGUCUGUAACGACACGGACCGCUGGAGCCUCAUCUCGCUGUCCAACAACACAGGCAAGAACGUGGAGCUUAAGUUUGUGGACUCUCUGAGACGGCAGUUUGAAUUUAGCGUGGACUCCUUCCAGAUCUGCCUUGACUCUUUGCUCUUGUUUGACCGUUGCUCGGAGACGCCCAUGUCUGAGAGCUUCCACCCCACGGUGAUCGGGGAGAGUGUCUACGGGGACUUCAGUGAGGCUCUGGACCACCUUUGUCGGAGGACCAUUGCAACACGCAGCCCUGAAGAAAUCAGAGGCGGCGGAUUAUUGAAGUACUGCCACCUGCUUGUGCGGGGUUUCACGCCCUCCUCUGAGGCAGACAUGAAGCAGAUGCAGCGCUACAUGUGCUCACGCUUCUUCAUUGACUUCCCCGACAUCGGCGAGCAGCAGAGGAAGCUGGAGGCUUACCUGCAGAACCACUUUGUCGGGAUGGAGCACAAACGCUACGAGUGCCUGAUGACUUUGCACCAAGUGGUGAACGAGAGCACCGUGUGUCUGAUGGGUCACGAGCGGCGCCAGACGCUCAGCCUCAUCUCCAUGUUGGCGCUGAAGGUGUUGGCUGAGCAGAACGCCAUCCCCACCGUGACAAAUGUAACGUGUUACUACCAGCCGGCGCCUUACGUGCAGGACAUCAACUUUAGCAACUAUUUCAUUGCAAAGGUGCAGCCGCCGCAGAUCCCUCACUGCUGUAACUCGUAUCCAACGUGGCUGCCCUGCAGCUGAGUCAAGAUCAUGGCGUCUCCACCCGUUCCUUCAUAGGGGGGAGACCCAAUAACUCAUCUUUGCCAAAUGUGACUAAAAAAACAAUCCUGUACUGCUGUGCACCAGAUUGAGCCGACCGUUCUUCUCAUUUGUGUUCUUUAAGAACUUUUAUAAGAUGGGUUGUCAUUUCUGAGAUGUAGCUAAAUCUUAUUUAAAUAUACCAAAAAAGGUUUUUCAGAAAUGCUUUUUCUUUUUCUUUUUGAGGAAACAAAUUUUGAGUUUGAUGUUUUUUUUGUUUUUGUUUUUUUAAAUGACCUAAUGGACCAAAUAUACAUUUGUUCAGAGACUCCUAGUGCCUACAAAAAACAUCUAUAAAAUGAGAAGUGUGCAUAUAGUAUUUUCUAGAUUACUCUGUCUCCCUGCUGGAACAGAAACAUUCAUUUACGGUAUGUGAGAUUCUGAAAAAAAGACUUUUCUUUCCUCUAUUGUCAAUUCUAUCUCAAUUCUGUUCUGUAAUGAUUGUUGUCAUUUGGAUCUUUGGGCUGUUGUUAACUUAAAGUGCUCAUUAUCUGAAUUGCUUCACCGGUCAGGUUGUACUUUGUCAUGCUUCCAUUAAAUGUGAGAAGCUUUGGCUAAAAACCAAACCAAAAAAUAAAAAAGACUCUGUUUUUUCCUUCUCCA